UAACUGAAAGAGAAAGUAAAAAAGAAAAAAUUCAGGGAAGUCACUCCAUUAUCCUGCUUUAUCAUUCAGCGACAGCGCAGCCAUGCUGUUUCCUGACUGCUAGUUCCUAAAAGUUUUACAUUGAUCGAUUAUCCGACCCGACGCAGGUCAAAUCAGCCCCCCGCCGAGUUCAUCUGAGGUGAGACCGGAGGAGGAAAAUGUCCCGCGGCUCCAACGCUGGUUUUGACCGACACAUCACCAUUUUUUCACCUGAGGGCCGACUCUACCAAGUCGAGUAUGCCUUCAAAGCCAUCUCUCAGAGUGGGCUGACAUCUAUCGGAGUCCGAGGGUCGGACAGUGUGGUGGUGGUGACGCAAAAGAAAGUACCGGACAAGCUGCUGGACUCCUCCACUGUGACCAACAUGUUCCAUCUAACCCCUCGCAUCGGCUGUGUGAUGACGGGUCACAACGCGGACAGCCGCUCACAGGUUCACCGGGCCCGAGUGGAGGCCGGAGAAUGGAAAUAUAAGUUUGGCUAUGACAUCACAGCGGACGUGUUGUGUCGCAGACUGGCGGAUAUUUCCCAGGUGUACACACAGAAUGCAGAGAUGAGACCACUAGGCUGCUGUAUGAUCCUGGUGGCGAUGGACCCCCAGCACGGCCCCGUCUUGUAUAAAUGUGACCCGGCAGGAUACUACUGCGGCUUCAGAGCCACGGCGGUCGGGGCCAAACAGACGGAGGCCAACAGCUACUUAGAGAAGAAACUCAAGAAGAAGCCAGAGUUGAGCCAUGACAGGGCAGUACAGAUGGCCAUAUCUUGUCUGGCCUCUGUGCUGUCAAUGGACUUCAAGGCCUCUGAGCUGGAGAUCGGUGUAGUGACCAAAGACAAGCCUAAGUUCAGGACCCUGUCGGAGGCUGAGAUCGAAGUCCACCUGGUUGCCAUAGCAGAGCGAGAGUAGAGGCGUCCUCACUGGCAGCAGUCAGCGAUUCUUUAGCAGGCGUGUCAAACUCAUUUUCAUUUCGAGCCGCAUCAAGAUCAUGAAUGUCCUCAAAGGGCCGAUUGUGGCAGAAUGUAUUAAUAAAACUUCCCAUAAGCAAA
This is a messenger RNA of Xiphophorus hellerii (green swordtail), 1078 nucleotides long. It is a transcript of the gene psma6l, whose product is annotated as proteasome 20S subunit alpha 6, like. The transcript has 7 exons. Gene Ontology annotation, cellular component: proteasome core complex, alpha-subunit complex; proteasome core complex. Bases 198 to 938 code for a protein of 246 amino acids. The record is from RefSeq and is a predicted model, not a curated record. Lineage: Eukaryota; Metazoa; Chordata; Actinopteri; Cyprinodontiformes; Poeciliidae. Gene Ontology annotation, biological process: ubiquitin-dependent protein catabolic process.